UGUAUUCGUCAUUGUUUUGUCAUUAUGGUUUCAGUUUUAAUGAGCCCACUGAAUGUUCUAUGCUGUCCACAGUUGACAUUGUGUAUACGGGCACAGAGCAUGGUGCAUACACCUGUUGAAGGCGCAGACCACUUGGCGCAGCACUUUUCAUGUUAAUGACCUGUUCAGGCACUUCCCACUCUCUCACCUUCAGGUUCCUCUCUCACUUGAGCCUCAGACAAGCAUCACGUUCACCUGCAGGUCCCAGUCUUUAACAGGAGUCACAUAAUCAUCGGAGAUGAUCUGGAGACUCGUGGUCUUCUGGGGUAUCUGCUAUUUUUUUGUAGCACCCGGGGUCAGUAGAAGUGUCUCAGAGAGCACCGUGACUUUCCACAGGUCACAGGCGCGCGCGCGCUUCAGAAGAGACGGCAGCGGCACGGCCGGCCCCGCGCACGGACCCCCGUUCGCUCCUUGUCGGUUGCCACUCAGUUCAUCCGAGCACGAAGUCCUGGAUGACAAUACACAUGAGACAGGUUUUAAUGGUGAUGAUGGCUCACAUGUCAUCUUGACCUGGGUUGGUGAUGGCACAGGAGUCAUCUUAGUGCUAUCAACAAUUAAUGCACCAAUUGACUCUUUUACUGGAGGAGGCUCCUCACGUCUUUACAGAAGCACUGAUUAUGGAAAGUCCUUCCAUGACAUUUCCCAUCAGAUCAAUCACACAUUUAUCCGAGAGGAGUUUGGAGUCAGUGUUGGACCAGGAAGUUCAGUGAUUUUGACAGCAGAUAUCCCAGUGGUGGACCAUCCCGGAGGAAUAAUCUUCACCUCCACAGAUGCUGGGGCGACUUUUGCCUUCAUCCAGCUGCCCUUCCAUCUGGCUCAGCCAAUCACGUACCACUUCCUGAACCACGACUACCUGGUUGCUCUCAGCAUUGAUGGCGGACUGUGGCUCUCGUUGGACUUUGGUGCCCAAUGGACAAAAGUACAUGAUGGAGUGCAUUCUUUUGCCUGGGGGGCUGGCAUUAACCUGUUCUUCAGCUGCAGUAAAGUAGAUACAGUUGAUGCAGAGGAAAGGGGAGAUUUACAGCUAAAGAGGACCCAAGAUCUGGGAAAGACUUUUACCACAAUCCAUGAGGAUGUCUUCAGUUUUGGAUACAUAGGAACCUUUCUUUUCUUCUCUGUGAUGGAGGAUUCAAGAUCUCCACGUGUAAUGUAUUGUUCAUCAGACCAAGGAGAAACCUUCAGCCAAGCGCUGCUUCCCUCUGCAUCCACUGAACAGUUCUACUCCAUCCUGGAUGGUGAUGAAGACAUGAUCUUCAUGCAUGUGGACAAUCCUGGAGAUACGUAUUUUGGAACCAUGUACACAUCAGACGAUCGUGGGAUUGUGUAUUCUAAAUCCUUGGACAGACAUUUGUUUGACGGUCGGCGGAAAAGUGACUUCACCAACAUCACUUCACUGAGAGGAGCCUACCUCACGAACAGACUGGAUGAAGAUGGCCGUAUAAGAUCUGUAAUUUCCUUUAACAGAGGAUUAACAUGGAGACCCUUGAACAAACCUGAAAAUGUGGACUGUGGAGAAAAAGUGAAAAAAUGUAAUCUUCAUAUUCAUGGAGAGCACAGCCGCGAUGACCAAAUAGUUCCCAUGCUUGCGCUGUCAGAACCAAGCGCUAUCGGCCUCAUCAUUGCCCAUGGUUCUGUUGGAGAUUCUCUGUCCUCCUCACAGCGUCCGGAUGUGUUUGUGUCCUCAGAUGGGGGUUAUACCUGGAGAGGCACUUUGAAGGGGCCGCAUCACUACAGCAUACUGGACUCAGGCGGACUCAUUGUAGCGGUGGAAGGCGUGCACAAUCAACAAGUCAAAACUAUCAAGUAUUCCACUGAUGAAGGACAGUGCUGGAAGUAUUAUAACUUCACAGAGCAGGCAUUCUUCUUUGCUGGUCUUGCAUCUGAACCAGGAACAAAAGCCCUGAGCGUCAGUGUGUGGGGUUUCAGGCCAGAGGAGGACGGGCAGCCCAUGUGGGUUGCAGUCACCAUAGAUUUUGAGAGCCUCAUUACAAAAGAGUGUAAACAUCAGGACUAUGAGCUAUGGCUGGCUCAUGCAACACAAGGAGAGGGGACAGACAGAGCUGGUUGUGUCCUGGGCCUAAAGGAGACCUACAGGAGACUCAAGAAGCAGUCUCUGUGCAGAAACGGAAGAGCAUAUGUGGUCAGCAAAAAACAGAGUGCUUGUAUAUGUACAAGAGAGGACUUCAUAUGUGAUUAUGGUUAUUACCGCCAUGUGAACACAUCUGAGUGCCUGAGAGAACCUAAUUUUGCCAAUAAAACUUUGGAGCUUUGUCUAAAUGGAGAAGAGGAUGAGCUGCUGACAGUGGGAUAUCGCAAGGUCCCAAGUGACAAGUGCGAGGGGGGAUUUACUCCACAAAAUGUUGUUGAGACAGUUAUCCACCCCUGCAGUGUGAGGACGAGUCCUCGGCCCCCAGACAAACCAACAUCUUCAGUUUCACACUUUGACACUCCAAAGGAGAAACUAGUUUUGAUACUAGUCUGUGUCGGUGCUGCUUCCAUUGUUCUGAUAGCCAUUGCAUCUGCUGUAUUUAUUGUCAGAAGAAUGGUGUACAAAAUCAGGACACCGGAAUACCGUUUUUCCAACCUCCAGGUUCAGGAUGAAGACAUAUUUUUAAGAACAGGUUCGGAAAGCAGGACUAGCAGUAAUGGAAAUGCAGGUCCCCAUGGGUCAGACAUGGACCUUAUUGAAUGACCCAUGACUGAAUGGCGUUAUGCAUCAUUGUUGUCCAAAUUCUUGUACAUAUGUAUCUGUAUUAUACAUUGUUUUAUUUAUUGGAGUGUUUAAUUUAUAUGUGCACAUUAAUUAAUAGAGUACAACUCGGACAAAAUUGUAAAUAUGAACGUGAAGCUUAAAAGUUAAAAUUAGUGUUGUGUGUCGCUACUAUUUACCAGGAGAGGGCGCUGCAUAAUGUAGGUUUCAAAGCAACUUCCGGACCGCCGAACAAGAGCGGAGGAUCGUCUAUGAAGCUACUGGUUUGAUGCUUCACUACUUCCAGUUACUAUUUCUUUUAAUAAUCUAUGCCAUUUAGUCAGUCCAACUUAUGUACCCAUAAACCAGAUUUUUUUUAAUGUGUGUAUGUUUCUUUGCUUGUUGAACCAUGCUUUGUACAUUCUUUACUUGUUUUUGACAUAAAAUACAAAUAAUGUAUGUGUUUAAGAACCUGCGAAUUUGCUAUAAUUUAGAUUUAAAACUGAUCCAUAUAAAAGAUACAAAAACAUUAUA
Messenger RNA from Periophthalmus magnuspinnatus, 3262 nucleotides. RefSeq names its product sortilin. Gene Ontology annotation, biological process: Golgi to endosome transport; vesicle organization; endocytosis. Bases 278 to 2731 code for a protein of 817 amino acids. The transcript has 21 exons. The record is from RefSeq and is a predicted model, not a curated record. Gene Ontology annotation, cellular component: membrane; Golgi apparatus. Lineage: Eukaryota; Metazoa; Chordata; Actinopteri; Gobiiformes; Gobiidae. Gene Ontology annotation, molecular function: protein binding.